Messenger RNA from Peromyscus maniculatus bairdii (prairie deer mouse), 745 nucleotides. It is a transcript of the gene Magoh, whose product is annotated as mago homolog, exon junction complex subunit. NCBI's taxonomy places the organism in Eukaryota, Metazoa, Chordata, Mammalia, Rodentia, Cricetidae. Gene Ontology annotation, cellular component: catalytic step 2 spliceosome; nucleus; exon-exon junction complex. Gene Ontology annotation, biological process: RNA splicing. The record is from RefSeq and is a predicted model, not a curated record.
UCGGCUUCGCUGGUUCUUUCUGUCUGUGCGCUGGAGCUGCUCCUUAGUAACUUUUUUUUAAAAGCCAGAUUGCUUACAUUUCAACAAAGAUUGGAUGUCCAUGUUCCAGCGGACCGUGUUCCACUCGGGGGACAGAGCAACGAAGAUAAAUUUUCCCCCUCGUGGAAAAUGUGUUUCAGUACUGGGAGAAACCGUGAACAAUGAUCUCCUAUCGUGAGGAGUGAUCAGAAAAUAGCAUCGCCGUUAGAGAGCACUCUGAAGAAUGGGAAAACUGCGCUAUGCCAACAACAGCAAUUACAAAAAUGAUGUCAUGAUCAGAAAAGAGGCUUAUGUACAUAAAAGUGUGAUGGAAGAAUUAAAGAGAAUUAUUGAUGACAGUGAAAUCACCAAAGAAGAUGAUGCUCUGUGGCCCCCUCCUGACCGAGUAGGCCGGCAGGAGCUUGAAAUCGUCAUUGGCGAUGAACACAUUUCUUUUACAACAUCAAAAAUUGGUUCCCUUAUUGAUGUCAACCAGUCUAAGGAUCCAGAAGGCUUACGAGUAUUUUAUUAUCUUGUCCAGGACCUGAAGUGUUUAGUCUUCAGUCUCAUUGGAUUACAUUUCAAGAUUAAACCCAUCUAGACUGGCUAUUGUGGACAUGAGGGGGGUGGGAGUUUUUAGUUACCGGAAUUAGGAGUUUUUUUCUGUAUAUUGGGGCAAUUUUUAUAAACAAUAAAUGAUGGUCUUUAAUAAACGUAGUAACAUGUA